ACAGACCCCAGAAGCAGCACCAUGAAGACUGCAGUCUGUAUUUUCCUUGUUGCUUUGUUGCAGCUGUCCAGCUCUGUGAUUGUCACGGAGGGAGAUUAUAAUUUCUCUCUGGAGGCAGUGAAAGAACUGGGGACUCUGAUUUCUGAAGAUGAUGCAUCAGCAGUACACGAGCUCCAGCGGCUAGAGGCCAAAGUGGCAGCAGUGUGUUUCCAUCCAGCUCUGCCCCAGGUCUUCAAACCCCUGUGUCAGAGGAGAGAUGCUGGGACGGCCCUGGCUCGGCUUGCAUUUGUGGCUGUGCGUUCUGAUGCCUGUGAGAUCUGUGAAUCUGUCGCCUGCACCGGCUGCUGAAAUGGAAAGCUGCACUGUGCCCUCAUCUUCUUUCUCAUAUUACUGUUCUUACAGAAAAUUACAUUUAAACAUUAUAUUAAAAUAUUGUAUUAAAAUUUAAAGAUAAUUUGCCUUCCUAUCUUGUAA
Messenger RNA from Sphaeramia orbicularis (orbiculate cardinalfish), 474 nucleotides. RefSeq names its product guanylate cyclase activator 2B-like. The record is from RefSeq and is a predicted model, not a curated record. NCBI's taxonomy places the organism in Eukaryota, Metazoa, Chordata, Actinopteri, Kurtiformes, Apogonidae. Gene Ontology annotation, molecular function: guanylate cyclase activator activity. Gene Ontology annotation, cellular component: extracellular region. Bases 22 to 348 code for a protein of 108 amino acids. The transcript has 3 exons.